Molecule: messenger RNA, 2070 nt
Organism: Misgurnus anguillicaudatus (oriental weatherfish)
Lineage: Eukaryota; Metazoa; Chordata; Actinopteri; Cypriniformes; Cobitidae
Source: RefSeq, a predicted model, not a curated record
AUCAAGGACUUGCAGAGUCAGACAUAUCCAGAGGAGAUGGCAUUGUUGAAUAAGGGCAAGACGCUACCUCGCAGCAACAAGCUAUACUGUCUUGAUGCUUUUGUGGAUCAUGACGGAUUGCUUAAGGUGGGAGGAAGACUUGGCAAUGCUUCUAUUUCACACUCUCUCAAACAUCCGGUGAUCCUUCCAAAGGAACAUUACCUAACAAAACUCCUAAUUGCUGAUUGUCAUGAGAAAACUGGACAUCAAGGUAAAGGCUUAACUUUAAAUGAGAUCAGAUCAAGAGGGAUCUGGAUUCCAGGAGUAAACAGGACUGUAGCCUCUUUUGUGCAACACUGUAUAAGAUGUCGUAAACACCGCAGACCCACAGAACAGCAAAAAAUGGCAGAUCUGCCCUCAGAGCGCAUAGAUCCAUCCCCUCCUUUCACUUUCAGUGGAAUGGACUGUUUCGGCCCGUUCUUCACAAAACAAGGACGUAGAUCAUGCAAGAGGUACGGCCUUCUUUUCACCUGUUUCUGUUGCCGAGCUAUCCACAUUGAGAUGCUGGAUGAUAUGUCCACAGACUCCUUUAUUAAUAGUCUGCGAUGUUUCAUUGCCAUCAGAGGAGCAGUUCGUCAGAUAAGGUGUGACCAAGGAAGUAACUUUAUUGGAGCCAAGAACGAGUUUGCAAAGGCUUUAAGGGAGAUUGACAACAACCGUCUUGUGACAUUCUUAGCAGAAAAGCAGUGUGACUUUGUCUUCAACGCACCUCAUGCAAGUCACACAGGAGGAGUUUGGGAGAGACAGAUUAGGACAGUAAGGAGCGUUCUUCAUUCCACUCUGUCCUUAUCUUCUGAAAGAGUGGAUGAUUCCUGUCUACGGACCUUCUUCUACGAAGCUAUGGCAAUUGUAAAUAGUCGACCGCUGACAGUAGACAAUCUAAAUGAUCCUAAAAGUCCUGAACCUUUAACCCCAAACCAUCUGCUCACUUUAAAAACUGCCCAACCUUUACCACCCCCUGGCAAAUUUGUCAGAGAAGACUUGUAUGCUCGCAAGAGAUGGCGCCAUGUCCAGUACUUAGCGGAACAGUUCUGGAGCCGUUGGAGAAAGGAGUACUUGUCUAACAUUGCAACCAGACAAUGCUGGCUAACCCCCAAGAGGAACAUACAAGUUGGAGAUAUAGUGUUGGAAAAAGCAGAAGACUUGCCUAGAAAUGAGUGGCGUAUGGCAGAAGUCAUUGAGACUGUGAUUGACAAGGAUAAUCUAGUGAGAAGAGUAAAAAUACGCUUUGGAGACAGAAAACUGGGAAAGGAUGGUAAACGUCUAAGCAAACCAUCAGUAGUAGAGCGCCCAGUGCAGAAGUUGGUCCUGCUGCUAGAGGCAGCUUAACAACUUCAUGUAUCCUUUAAGCUUAGCAGUUCAUAAUAGAUGAUUAGUUCUUUGUUUUACUUUCAUCUAAGCUAAGUAAUGGUUAAUUCAUUUUAAAAAUCAUUCGUGAUUUAAGUUUGAGAUUAUAGUCACUCGUGAUUUUGGUGGGAGUGUAAAUAACCCUGUUAUUUGAAUAGUUUUUGAUACCUUUACAUGCACUAUAUUAAGCAUAAGUUUAAGUUCUAAUUAUUAGUUGUGUUUAUUCUGAUUUAAAAAUGUUUUAUUUACAUGCAAAGUUAUUAAGCCUAUCGAGACUUUUAUUUUGAAAUGACGGACUGCCGCGAAGAUCGCGCAUGCACAGAAAUCGAGCACAUGGGGAGAUCGCUCGUGCACGGAGAGAAGGAGCAACACGGUCACGGAGUUAAAUGAUUAAAUAUAAAGUUAAAGCAGCUAAAAAGUAGUUUUAAGUAAUAAUAGUUGCCUGAUUAGUGUAGCACACGGUUUAUUUUGGUUUAUUUUUGGAUAUUUUUGGUUAGUUUUUGUGUUUUUGGCCUCCUUUUAUUUUAGCACCUGGUUGAAAGAGGCACAAAGCUCUUACGGUGUUGUGGACUCAAAAAGGGCAAUGUGAAGUGAAAUAAGGUGCAUUUUAAGGAAAAAUAAAGCUGGAAAAAAGAGUCAAACGCAAACAUCAGUGCAAGAGUCAACUUUAUUUCAACCGGGCUG